Messenger RNA from Phoenix dactylifera (date palm), 704 nucleotides. Lineage: Eukaryota; Viridiplantae; Streptophyta; Magnoliopsida; Arecales; Arecaceae. The record is from RefSeq and is a predicted model, not a curated record.
UUAAAAUAUUUUGUGUUUUCUUGACCCAUGGGCUUCACCUCAAAAGUUACUGCUGCUUUCAAACUGCACCCAGGGUUCUUUCUGAUUCAUUCAGCAUUCAAGCCACGUUUGAUACUUUGGAGCAGGCUACGUUUGAUCCGGGCUGGUGGAACCUGCCAUAUUUCUCAGCAAACAUGCAAACAUGAAGCAUCUUUCCUGCUGUUUUAUAAGAUUUUGCCGAUUUCACCAGCUGCGAGUUCCAUUAUAUUCCGUUUGCUUGGAAAUUGGUUCAAAAUUACUAGUACACAACAGUUGGGAGUUCCAUUGCAGAAAAUGUCGAGGCAGUUGCACACAAAAUGUGUUCCACCAAGUAUUUGUAGGGUAUCCACAUUAACAUCAAUGGAUAUCUUUUCAUUGAUACUUCGGCUUUUUGCAGUGCCUGGGUGUUACCAAACAGUGAUCAGAACCGAGAUAUUGGGGUGCCAGCACGGUUAUUUUGAUGUUUUCUGGCAAGUACUUUCACCUUUUUCAUUGAUAGAAGAUGGAAUCAUCAGGACCGUCUCUGGAGAGACCCCCAUCAAAUUUAUUGGUGCUGAUUCACACAAACCUUCUUUGCCAAUGUCUAAUCUGAUGUAACUUUUUGUACAUAGAAGAGAUUGUAACUUUUUUUAGAUAGUUAUUACUACUAGAAAUAAUCACAAAAAACUAAAAUUUUCUUGGAGUUA